CGAGAAGUGGGUGACGAGUGGCUGUCGUCCGAUGAGAAGUUUCGUGGUCAGUGGAGUGGAAGCGACUUAUUAUUUGCGUUUAGUGGCUCAAAGUGGUAGAACGUUGGACGAAUUCGUUAAGUGAUAUUAAUUUAGUGUUAUCCGGGAUUUAGUUUUAAUAAUUUUAAGUUAGAAUUUCUCAAUUCGGUAAAACAUGAAGGCUGCAGUGAUUGUACUAAGUUUAUUGGCUGUUGCUAAUGCAGUCUCAAUUUUCGAAGUAAUCAAGGAAGAGUGGAAUGCAUUCAAGGCUCAACAUAAAAAAGCUUAUAGCGAUGACACCGAAGAGAAAUUCCGUAUGAAAAUCUUCGUGGAAAACAAGCACAAAAUUGCCAAACACAAUCAACGAUAUGAACGCGGAGAAGUUUCAUACAAACUUGGCCUUAACAAAUAUGCUGAUAUGUUGCACCAAGAAUUCGUUCGAACGUUGAACGGUUUCAACAGUUCCGCAGUAUCCGCCAAAUUGACCGGAGGUCGACGAGAACCUGGAGUGACGUUCAUCAGCCCGGCUCAUGUUGAAUUGCCAACUACUGUCGACUGGAGAUCAAAGGGUGCUGUGACCCCAAUAAAGGAUCAAGGCCACUGUGGAUCAUGCUGGGCCUUCUCCACCACCGGAGCACUUGAAGGACAACACUUCCGUCGCACUGGCGUCCUUGUCUCACUCUCCGAACAAAAUCUCGUCGACUGCUCAAGCUCAUACGGCAAUAACGGAUGCAAUGGCGGUCUUAUGGACAAUGCCUUCAAAUAUAUCAAAGACAAUGGCGGAAUUGAUACCGAAAAGUUCUACCCAUACGAAGGAAUCGAUGAUAGUUGCCACUUCGAUAAGACCCAAGUAGGCGCAACCGACAGAGGCUUUGUAGAUAUUCCAGAGGGAGAUGAACAAAAAAUGAAAGAGGCUCUUGCAACUAUUGGCCCGGUGUCAGUUGCUAUCGAUGCCUCCCACGAAUCAUUCCAAUUCUACACUGAAGGUGUCUACUACGAACCAAGCUGCGAUUCACAACAGCUUGACCAUGGUGUUUUGGCUGUCGGCUAUGGUACUGAUCAGAAUGGAGCCGACUACUGGCUAGUGAAGAAUUCAUGGGGAACUACUUGGGGAGAUCAGGGAUACAUUAAGAUGGCGAGGAACAAGGAUAAUCAUUGCGGUAUUGCCACCAGUGCCAGUUAUCCAUUAGUUUAGGGAUGUACAUAAACCAUUUCUCUUAUUUAGUGAUUGAUUGUUUUUAAGCGGCAUUCCUUUGACAGUCUUUUGAUUUUAAUCUUAUGUAAAAUGUAAUUUCGUUUGUGUCCUUUUAUUUUAAUUACGAAGAGCAAAGUUAAUUUCUAUUCUAUUUGUUGA
Hermetia illucens (black soldier fly) is the source of this 1372-nucleotide messenger RNA. RefSeq names its product cathepsin L. Gene Ontology annotation, cellular component: lysosome. Gene Ontology annotation, molecular function: cysteine-type endopeptidase activity. Lineage: Eukaryota; Metazoa; Arthropoda; Insecta; Diptera; Stratiomyidae. The record is from RefSeq and is a predicted model, not a curated record. The coding region runs from base 194 to 1213 and encodes 339 amino acids. The transcript has 5 exons. Gene Ontology annotation, biological process: immune response.